This is a messenger RNA of Melospiza melodia melodia, 6195 nucleotides long. It is a transcript of the gene RBL1, whose product is annotated as RB transcriptional corepressor like 1. Gene Ontology annotation, biological process: regulation of transcription by RNA polymerase II; negative regulation of G1/S transition of mitotic cell cycle; cell differentiation. Gene Ontology annotation, cellular component: nucleus; chromatin; transcription regulator complex. Gene Ontology annotation, molecular function: RNA polymerase II transcription regulatory region sequence-specific DNA binding. Lineage: Eukaryota; Metazoa; Chordata; Aves; Passeriformes; Passerellidae. The record is from RefSeq and is a predicted model, not a curated record. The coding region runs from base 1615 to 4233 and encodes 872 amino acids. The transcript has 19 exons.
GUUGAGAGGCUGGAGAGAAAUUUUGAAGUGUCAACUGUGAUUUUCAAAAAGUUUGAACCAAUAUUUUUUGAUAUAUUUCAAAACCCUUUUGAAGAAAGUUCCAAACCGCAUCGAAGCAGGAAGCAGAGAGUGAUGGUGUCUCUUUGACUGUGAAAUGCAGCCAGUGCAGAGCCACCCCUGAGCCCAAUGGGUGCCACUCAGGCCAGCUGGGCUCCCCAUGCAGCUGCUGUUGCACAGGAGCUGUCCCACGGAGAGGGUGUCAGGGCGUGCUGGGGACAGGCACCAUGAGGUGGGUUAGCUCCCAGGCACAGUGAGAUCAACGCUUGAAACGUUUGGCAGAAAUAGCUGAAACAGCACAGGAGUGUUUUGUGUUGGCACAGUGCUGGCUGGGGCUGGUGUCACACACAGCAUGAUCCCCCUGCUCAGGGCUGUCACAUCCCUGUGGCCUCCACGCUGCCGUGCUUGCCAGAUGAGUGGGAACACACAUGGGAGGAAGUUACAGCUGAUGUGCUCGUUUUUAUGACAAAUUUGGGAACUGAAAUGAAAUUUCCUUUCGGGAAGGGAAAAGGAAUCUUGCGAUUUCAAUGGGGACCAAUAGAGGAGUCUUUGGUGCAUGUCCCUGCCCUUGGUGUCAUCUUCAACACACACAUGGAAUGUCUGCCUAAUUGAAAGGAUCUCAUCCAUGCUCCCUGCAAGAAUAUGUGGCUGUGACAGCUUUGUAGUGAGAUUGUAACCCUGGGGAUGAGGGAGCCAAGCUGUGGGUCUGCAAGGUGUUUUUGUCAGUUUAUGUGGGUUCUGUGGAUGUGAGGGGGGAUAAUUGUUGUGGUGCAGUGCUCCAGUGUACUCCCACAGGCAGAGUGCAGGGGAGGUGCUUUGUUGGUGUUCCUUUCACAGAGCAGUUUUGGUUGGUGCCACUGUGGCUUUGGCUGCCCUGUGGGUUGAGUCAUGUCCUCCUUGGUCUUCCAGCUCCAUGGGCUUGGAUAGUUCUGCUCCAAACAGGCGUCAGCAGCUGAGCUGUAGUACGAGCUAUAAUUGCCUGUUCUGAAGGGAUGGCCGAUGCUUUAGUAAAAUAUUUUGGAAAAACCAUCACUGGAAUAUAUGUAGCCUUUGUCACCUCCCCACGUGUGGCUGUAGGAGGGUUCUGUGGGAGGUGUGACACCCGCAGAAUAGUGUGGCAGGGUCAGAGGCCAGAGGCAGCCUUUGGCUUGGGAACAAGGUUGGGAAGUCGUGGAUGUGUGCAGGACACUCUGGAGCUAGGUCAGGCAUUGUCUGUCAGGCAGUGAGAGCUGAACUCAGGACAUGUAGCUUAUAUUGUGCCUUAAUGUGAAAUUAAGACAGCGGCUCCAGCUGCUGUUUUGAGCAGGGAAAUGGAAUGAAAUUUGAACUGUAGAACAAGGUCUGGCUUCCUGGAACUGAAGAGUAACUUCUCCCCCUGUUGUUCUUGGUGACAGGCGGGUGCCAUGCAGUGUCAAAGAUCUCUUCAACUUCUGCUGGACUCUCUUUGUGUACACUAAGGGUAGGCUGCUUGCUUUGCAUGGUUUGUAUACAUUCCCAGCUGUCAACUUCUGUUGUGUUGCUUGACGUGAUGUGCUGUCUCUUAAAGGUAAUUUCCGUAUGAUUGGAGAUGAUUUAGUAAAUUCCUAUCAUUUACUUCUGUGCUGCUUGGACCUGAUUUUUGCCAAUGCCCUUCUGUGUCCAAACAGAAGAGAUUUGCUAAAUCCAUCAUUUAAAGGCUUACCAGUGGAAUCCCACACUCUGGAGAUGAGAGGCUCUGAGGAUCCUCCCUGCAUCAUUGGCACGCUCUGCGAGCUGCACGACGGGCUCCUGGUGGAGGCCAAGGGCAUCAAGGAGCACUACUUCAAACCUUACAUUGCCAAGCUGUUUGAUAGGAAGAUCUUAAAAGGAGAUUGUUUGUUGGAUCUUUGCAACUUUACAGAAAAUAGCAAAGCACUGAAUAAAGAGUAUGAAGAAUAUGUUCUGACCGUGGGUGACUUUGAUGAGAGAGUUUUCCUGGGAGCUGAUGCUGAAGAAGAAAUUGGCACUCGAAAAUUCCCUGCAGAUGUGCCAGGAGAGAAAACAGCAGCACGAGCUCACAUGGAGUGUCAUCUGCAGCAGCAUUUUGAAAAGAAAAGGUCAUUUGCACCUUCAACCCCACUGACUGGCAGGAGAUACCUGCGAGAAAAGGAAACUGCCUUCACUCCUGUGGCCUCAGCCACACAGAGCGUGAGCCGUCUGCAGAGCAUGGUGGCUGGCUUGAAAAAUGCACCAAGUGAACAACUUACAGCUAUUUUUGAGUCUUGUGCCCGCAGCCCCUUGGAAAGCAUCAUGAGCAGAGUGAAGGAAAUUGGUGAGACCUUCUGCUGCUGCUACACUCAGUCAACAGAUGAGCAGCCAGGAUCUCACAUAGAUUUUGCUGUAAACAGAUUAAAACUGGCAGAGAUCUUGUAUUAUAAAAUCUUGGAGACUAUAAUGGUGCAAGAAACACGGAGACUGCAUGGGAAGGAUCUGACUGCUCUCCUGGAGCAGGAUGUCUUUCACCGCUCCCUCCUGGCGUGCUGCCUGGAGAUCGUGCUCUUCGCCUACAGCUCCCCUCGCACCUUCCCCUGGAUCAUUGAGGUGCUGGACAUCAGGCCAUUCUACUUCUAUAAGGUUAUUGAAGUGCUGAUUCGGUCUGAGGAAGGACUGUCCAGAGACAUGGUGAAGCACCUCAAUAGCAUUGAGGAGCAGAUUCUGGAGAGUCUGGCCUGGACUCGGAACUCAGCACUCUGGAAUGCACUCGAGGCCUCAGAAAACAAAGUCCCAACCUGUGAAGAAGUGAUAUUUCCCAGUAAUUUUGAGGCCAGCAAUGGAGGAAGUGGGUUUGGGCACUUGCCCAUGAUGCCAUUAUCUCCCAUAAUUCAUCCUCGAGUGAAAGAGGUUCGGACAGAUCUUGGUGGGAGUUUAAGACGAGACAUGCAGCCAUUGUCUCCAAUCUCCGUUCAUGAGCGCUACAGUUCUCCUACAGCUGGGAGUGCUAAGAGAAGGCUCUUUGGAGAUGACAGCCCCAAAGAAACGCAGAUGGAAAAAAUCUUAACGAAGGGAACGAAGCUGACAAUUGCUCCAGCAUCAAGCGUCGGUGCUGAAAACAUGUCAGCAUCUCCUGCCCAGACAGUGCUGACCAUGACAACCACUACAGGACCAGGAAAAGCAGGACAGAAGGUCACUAUCCCACUGCAUGGUAUUUCAAAUGACAUGGGUGGAAUCACCUUGAUCCCCAUUUCGAUUAAUUUAGGCCAGCCAUGUAAAGUGGAUGCUCAGGCUCCCUGCCACCCUCCUGGGACCCAAGGAGCAGAUGUGGCGCUGCCCGUGGCCGGCAAGCCGAAGAGAACGGGCUCCUUGGCACUGUUCUACAGGAAGGUGUAUCACCUGGCAAGCGUGCGCCUGCGUGACCUGUGCCUGAAGCUGGAUGUGUCCAACGACCUGCGCAGGAAGAUAUGGACGUGUUUUGAGUUCACCUUGGUUCAUUGUGCUGACCUUAUGAAGGACAGGCAUUUGGACCAGCUCCUCCUCUGUGCUUUUUAUAUCAUGGCAAAGGUAACCAAAGAGGAAAGAACUUUUCAGGACAUAAUGAAAAGUUACAGAAAUCAGCCCCAGGCAAACAGCCAUGUUUAUAGGAGUGUCUUGUUGAGAAAUACUUCUGAUGAUGUUCCAUUGGACAAAAAUGCAAACCCAGAUAUGGAGAUGACAGAAGACUCAUCUGUGAAAGCUGGCAGCUCCUUGGGACGGUCCACAGCAGAGAAUUUGAGUGAGUCAGAAACAGAGGAGAGAGGAGAUCUUAUUAAAUUUUACAACGCAGUCUACGUAGGAAGAGUAAAGUCAUUUGCACUGAAGUACGAUAUCACAAACCAGGAUCAUGUGGUGGAGGCGCCGCCGCUGUCGCCGUUCCCCAGCGUGCGGCCGCAGGCGGUGUCCCCGCGGCGAAUCUCGCAGCAGCACUCGGUGUUCGUGUCCCCGCACAAGAACGGCGCCUGCCUCACGCCCCGCUCUGCCCUGCUCUACAGGUUCAAUGGCAGCCCCUCCAAGAGUUUGAAGGACAUCAACAAUAUGAUAAAGCAAGGUGAACAUAGGAGUAAGAAGCGAGCAAUAACAAUUGACAGUGACACUGAAUCCCCCUCGAAGCGACUCUGCCAGGAAAAUGAUGAUGUUCUACUGAAACGUCUGCAGGAUGUUGUCAGUGAGAGAGCAAAUCACUAAAAAGCUUCUGCUGUCUGUGGAUCUCCAAGUUACAGAGCUGGAUACAGCAUUGUGCUAUUUAUUUCUUGCUUUUGUAUAUAGACAUCUGUCAAGUUCCUUCAACACUGAACUUUCACCUGACUUCCACAGGACACAAAAAGUAAGAGUUAUGUAGGAAAUGCCAGUGAUCUUAAUGCCCAAAGAUCACACUGUGCUAUAACUUACUCUGAGCUGUUUUAGCAAAAGAGUGUUCUGUGAAACCCAUAUUGGAUGUUCUCAAGCCCCAUUUGGAGCAUCAUGAAUUCUGAGUGUAACUCAGCUUAGAAUACCAGUUUUAUUAUUAGAAUAAGAGUGAUAAAGAAAUUAGUGACAUCAGUGACGUUUCCUCAAGCUUUUGGCAGUUAGAGAAGAAACUUACAAAGUGCCUUAUUUGAAAGGAAUACAGAAUUUUAUGUAUUUUACUGCGGAGUAACUGGAGGGAAAAGAAAUAAAUUAUUUAGCCUCAGGAAGAGCUGAGUAGUUUUGAACUGUCAGAACUUAUGUUAAAGUGUAGGUUGUGACAUGUAUCUGACAGCUUUUGCAGUAACAAAGGCAAUAAUCUAAAAAUACAAAUAGUGGUGACUUAGGUUGGACUCUGGUAAAGCUCACGGUUCUGUGAGCCUGAAUUCCCUUUCUCUUGAGCCAGUGGUGCUCCACUUUGGAAGCCACAGAGCAGCCUGCCCUAGAUGUUCAUACAGAUGGCAGCUCACCCAUGAGAAAAUACAGUUACAGCUGAAAUCAGCAGCUGGGGCUUGGCCACGUUAAAGCUGUUCAAAUGUACACGUUCUUAUAACAAUUUGAAUGUCUUGUUUUUUCCUGAAGACCUUUAGCCUCUUGUGUAGUAUCUACACUGAAUGUAAGCCCAUCACAUAAGGAGGUGUGUAUGUGUGAGGUUUUAUAGCUGUUGAAGGCUUGGGUUCACUGGAAAAGUAGAAGUUCCAGCAUCCAGUUCUUGUGACUGAGUUUUUAAUGCUGAAGAUCUGGUAGGGUCUGUUUUACCAAAAUGGAGAAAAGUCAGGGUUUACUCAUUACUGUAAAUCAGUAGUUUGAUCUUAUUUUAUAAUUGUAUUUAAGGUUAGAGCCAUAGAGAAACUUCUCAGCACUGUAAUUUUCAGUUUCUGUGUAACUGAACUGAAAAAAAAAAAGAACAACUACACAGGACUUAUUUGAGGGGCUCUGUUUCCUUCAUUGGCUGGGUGGGUUAGUAUGUGAGAUCCACAGGUCAUGAAGAGAACACUGCCAUGAUUUUGAGCAGCCUCAGCAAUGAUGAAGGAGAAAUUAAUUUCUAAGUGUAGGUGUGCAGGAACACUACUCAGCAAGGAGUAGGAAGUUUACAAACUUGGUUUUGAGUCAUUAACUACUUGAACAUUUGAUAUUUUUUUAAACUUGUUUACUUUCAAAAAAAGGUGCUUGCCCAUGGAGAGCUGCAGUAUGAGGAAAUGGCUGUGCAGUGGAAUAGGUUUCAUGUAGAUAUUUAAUUUUAUUCAAGUUUUAAUGUUUGCCUUCAUAUUUUCAGAUAAAAAGUGGAGGAUUGCAGCCUUUCUGCAAUAGGAUAGGAAAUUUAUGGUUAGGCAUGACAGCAUCAGUCUUUCCAUGGUAUUGUAUGAUGAGAGUUUACAACCAUUGACAUGGUUUUAAUUCAAUAUCAUGUGCACAUCUCCUGGUGUCUCUGCUCCCCACACUGUCACUGCCUUCUCUGACAGUAGACAACUGAUGGAGCCAAAAUCCUUAAUAACUGUUAUGUAUAGUGCUUCUUCAGUAGGAAAAUGAAUGUACUACAACUGGAUGCAGUUCAGAAUUCUUCACCUUUUUAGGUGAUGUAAAAACUAUUUUGGGCUUGUUGAACGGCUAAAACAAUAGCUUACAUGAAAUUUUUGUAACGGUUUCAAAGUGCCUUCACAUGUAAAUCUGUAUUUUAUAAUAAACAACUAAAAAGCAUUUUAA